Salvia miltiorrhiza (redroot sage) is the source of this 1046-nucleotide messenger RNA. RefSeq names its product germin-like protein 5-1. The transcript is spliced from 2 exons. Lineage: Eukaryota; Viridiplantae; Streptophyta; Magnoliopsida; Lamiales; Lamiaceae. The record is from RefSeq and is a predicted model, not a curated record. Gene Ontology annotation, molecular function: manganese ion binding. Gene Ontology annotation, cellular component: plasmodesma; cell wall. The coding region runs from base 249 to 905 and encodes 218 amino acids. Gene Ontology annotation, biological process: regulation of root development; plasmodesmata-mediated intercellular transport.
AAUUAUGUAUUUUGAUACAAAUUAAAAACAAAAUUCCAAAAUCUAACUGAAACAAAUGAAAUUUAAAUAAAAACAAUAAUAAUAAAUUAAAUUGUAGAUUAGCUAGCGGCUUGAAAAUGAAACAUUCGACUGCCUUACUUUGACUCUAAGAAGGCGUGUUUCGUUUCUUUUAAAAUCUCAGUUUCUGAAACCCCAAUCCACACUUCUUCCACUUCUUGCGUUACUCUCUCUCUCUCUCUCUCUCAAGCAUGGCUGCCGGCGCUUCUGGUGUAAUGUAUAGAAUGAUGGCUGUUGUGAUGCUUUGCAGCAGAGUUUUUGCGGAUCCAGACAUGCUUCAGGAUAUUUGUGUAGCUGAUCUCACUUCUGAAGUGAAGCUUAACGGAUAUUCUUGCAAGUCAAACGUGACGGCGGAGGACUUCUUCUUCAGUGGUUUAGGCAAGGGUGGCGCCACCAACAACUCCGCCGGGUCGGUUGUGACCGGCGCCAAUGUUCAGAAAAUCCCGGGCCUCAACACGCUUGGCGUAUCGUUGGCCCGCAUCGACUACGCCCCUGGCGGGCUGAACCCACCGCACACGCACCCACGCGCCACCGAGGUGGUGUUCGUGGUGGAAGGAGAGCUGGACGUGGGGUUCAUCACCACCGCCAACGUCCUUAUCUCCAAGUCCAUCAAGAAAGGGGACGUUUUUGUUUUCCCUAAAGCCCUUGUCCACUUCCAGAAGAACAAUGGCAAGUCCCCCGCCGCCGUCAUCGCCGCCUUCAACAGCCAGCUCCCGGGAACGCAGUCCAUCGCCGCCGCCUUGUUCGCUGCCACGCCGGCGGUGCCGGAUAAUGUUCUCACCAAGGCGUUCCAGAUUGGCACCAAGGAGGUUGACAAGAUUAAGUCCAAGUUCGCACCAAAGAAGUAAUUCUUCUUAAAUUUAUGUUUAUAAUAAUCAUAUUCUUUUGGGUUAAUUAAGCCAAAAACCAUGAGCUUUGGGCCAAUUUCCAAACUUGCCAUGAACUCUCUUUUUUUAUCAAAAAUUCCAUGAACUUAAGGGGUUGAACAA